AGGUGCCAUGUGAGGUCAUUUUGUGUGUGUACGCGAAUAUUUCUACUGUUUUUUUUUCUUUUGGAGUUUCUUACUCACCAUCACAUUGACUCUAUCAGCGCGACGGAGACUCCGAAGAAACGAAAAACAUGGCGUCCACCGCCACAUACAUCGCUGAAUGGUUUCGCCAGCGUCUGUCAUCCGCUGUCACUUUCCAGAAACAGUUCGUGGAUGAUGUGACGGAGAAAGUGAAGGAGCAAAAGGCCCAAUUUGAUCGCCACACCCGCGAGGCCAACGAACGCGCUAUUCAACUGCACCUCGAUCACCUCGAAGAAAAAUACCUCUGCUGCGUCUGCGGCCGCGGCGGCGAGGUGCGCGAAGAUGACGAGUAUGUGUACGACACGUACUCCAUGGUUGAGCUGCCCCCACGCGUGACGCUAGAGGCUGCAGUGAGGGAAGAGCUCGCUGACGCGGAGAUGACUGAUGAGCGCGUUAAGCAGCAUCAGCGCGAACUCGCCGUGCGCCAGCGACACGGCGGCCAGGUCACGGGUGUGCAGCCUGCUGCGCAGAUGCACUACAGCGACGAGGACGUGGGCGUUGACGGUGACAACUCUUCUUUUGUCUCCUCCUCCUCAGGAGGGUCGCAGAUCUCUUCAAACAACGAGCGAAAGAUGCGGCACAGAAGGAGAAAGGGGAAAGAUUGCGGGCAGCACCAUAGCGGCGACGCACCUCGCACCGGCCGUCGAGGCCCCGCACGCGACGCACCGAGUCGCCGGCAACACGGGGAAGCGGGCGACGACGGCAGCGGCGGCGGUGCGAACGAGAGCGUUCCCGCGUCGCCUACAACUUCGACCAGCCCCAUCGCCACGUCGGCCCGCAAAGGACGGCGACCGACGGACCCCAGAGAGAAUCGCCCCGGCGAACUGGCGGUCAUGGACCCUGACAUGGUGGGUCCACUUGAGGUGCGCAACACCCUGUACAAAAUCCGUCACGCCGUCCUGCAUAAGGAGGCUCGAACGCGUCGAAUGUCCGUCGCGGUGCACAAGGAUAAAGGUUUAAUGAAAAUUGAAGAAUCCGAGAUUGACAUGUUCUCGCACUUUUUUCAGCGUCCCGUACACGGAUAUCUCUGCAGCGCGUGCUACACUUGCGCUCGGCGCCGGCUCGACACGCUGACGCAGCAAAUCCGCGGGAUCCUGUUCAAGGCGCAGAAUCCCCUCCUGCGUCGUGUGCCGUCGAAAGAGAUCGAGGCCCUUACGUCGAGCAAUCAGGUCCCUCUUGUUCUAGUGGACAGCAUUCUCACCGUGCAGCGACGCUGGGCGAACAUGUCAGAGGAAGAGCGUAUGCUACUCCGAGGCGCGGAAGUGGUCGGCGCGGCAACACAAACCCCUGCGGCUGCGCUCGCCGGUGAGGAGCGCACAAGCUGGAACGCACAAAUUAAUGGUGAAACGGUGCUGAUGGGCUCCUUGUCCGAGAAGUGCGUUCGUCUUCUUCGCGAGGAAGCCAAGUGCGGCGCGUGUCAGCGACGCGCCGCCUGCUUCUUCGAGCAGCGGUCCAUCGUGUUUCUCUGUCAGUUCUGCACGGCGCGCGACCGCUUUUACCGCGAAAAUGCCGUGUGCAUCAACGACGAGGCGAUGCCGUUGCACCUGGUACACAUGCUGCAGGAUUUCGCCGCGUACUACCAGGCGCUGCAUCAGCAGAAGGAGCUGCGAGGUGCCCCGCAGUCUGCGAUUGACCAGGCGCAAACCGACUUGUUCCCCCUCACAGAAGUGAUGCGGGAGCGGGAGGGUCUUUUUGCCUGCCUGGCGCCGGCAGCGGCGCAGAAGCGAUCCGGGGCGGGAGAGGUGGAAGCGGCUUACUCGGCCGCCGACGCGCAGAGCACGGCGGCCCGUGCGGCGGAGGUGCCAGUAGCUGCGCCGUCGACGUUCGCGGCCGUAAAUCGGGUAGGCAACACCGCGAGGGUCUCGCUCAGUGAGCAGCGCGAGCGGGUUGGUCGUACCAUGGUGACCCUCUUCGACGGUGUCAAGAUCGAAAGCACUGGAAUUAAUCUCUUUGCUGACGCGGAGGCUGCGAAGACGGCAGCGCCUGUUUCUCCUGCGGCAUCGAUCGCCGUCGUCGCUCCCCCAGCUUCGAUGCCAGAGGACACUGGCACGACCGACCUGUUCGACUUCUUCGCGCCGAACGCUGCGUCGGCGGCUUCGAACACGCCUGCGCCGCUCAUCGACUCGGCAGAGGGACGAAGAAACGGUUCUGCAGCCAUGAACUGGACAUCUGGUGCUCCUGUUGGGCAGACCCAAUCUUUCACACCGCCACCCAAUGGGAUUGGAACUUCCAACACGCCAAACCCUGAUUGGGAAGGUCUUUUUUAA
Molecule: messenger RNA, 2345 nt
Organism: Leptomonas pyrrhocoris
Lineage: Eukaryota; Euglenozoa; Kinetoplastea; Trypanosomatida; Trypanosomatidae
Exons: 1
Coding region: 129-2345 (738 amino acids)
Source: RefSeq, a predicted model, not a curated record